This is a messenger RNA of Capsella rubella, 1051 nucleotides long. RefSeq lists its product as uncharacterized. The record is from RefSeq and is a predicted model, not a curated record. The transcript is spliced from 2 exons. The coding region runs from base 269 to 817 and encodes 182 amino acids. Lineage: Eukaryota; Viridiplantae; Streptophyta; Magnoliopsida; Brassicales; Brassicaceae.
AUCACCUAACGUUGACCGAACACCAGCAACAAAGCCUGACCUCACAUUUUUUGAGAACUUAUCUAAUUCUUUGAGUCACCAGCGGAUUUCGUUCUCGAGUGAUCUUGGCCAAUCCGAUAUAGCACCACCACCGGUAAUAGAACCAUGCGGCCUUAUCCGAAGAGAUGAAACUCUUUUAGAUUCCUCAAAUCCGGACUUCGAGUUCCAUAUUGCAAACAACUUUGAUCCAGGAGACUCCUCACCAGCUGAUGAGAUCUUUGCAGACGGCAUGAUCCUUCCUUUCCAUGUAACUGCAGCUUCGACCGUGCCAAAACGUCUCUACAAGUACGAACUCCCUCCCAUUACAUCCUCCCUUUCUCCAUCCCCUCUCUCGCCACAACCACUGCCCACAAAACACAGCGAAAAGGAAACCAACGGGAGAGCAAGUGGAGCAAACUCUGACUCAGAAGCAGAGAAGUCAUCAAAGUCGUUUUGGAGUUUCAAGAGGAGCUCGAGCCUCAACUGCGACAUAAAGAAGAGUCUAAUCUGUUCAUUUCCUCGGCUCACUAGAAGCAACUCGACAGGCUCGGUUACUAAUUCUAAGAGAGCAAUGCUGAGAGAUGUGAACAACCACAGGCCUUCUUCUCCCUCUUCUUCUUCCUCUAUAUGUUGCAAUGCGUAUCAUUUCAGACCGCAAAAGCACACAGCAAAGAAGGGUGAAGGAGGAGGAAGUUUUUCGAUCAUUCCAGUCCCCAACGGCCAAUCUACAUUUGGGUUAGGAUCAAUCUUACGCCAUUCGAAAGAUAAGACGAAGAAGAAGAAGAAGAACAAGAAGUAGAUGAUAUGAGAUGUUCAGAGUUUCCUCUUUUGAUUGUGUCUGCACAUUGUUGGGGUUUAUUGAACACAUUUUAAUAGUAGAUGAUCACAGCAGCAAGAGCUUAUCGAAGUUUUGGAUCAAUUCUUUUUUCUUUUCAUUUUGUCUACAAAUUGUUGUGUGUGUUUUUCUCGAACAUUCAUUGUACACAUUUUUGUUAGUGUUGCUUAACUUACCAAACUUUUUAGGUUGCUUCAA